AUGCAUUCAGUUCAUAGGGAUGAUCAUCCAAUCAGAAUCAAGAAUCGAGAGAAGAAGGAGAAGACGAAAGCCAACAAUUUGGAAUAAAAUCGCGAGAAUCCAGUGAACGCGUUGAGAGAAGUCUGUGGAUUCGCGUUGGAAAAGCAGAUGGAUGGUUUUGAGAUCAGUGCCGGCUCAUCCAAUGAUCCAGAAACUCCGAAGCUUCAGAAGAAGGAAGAAACUCGAAAAUAA
Caenorhabditis bovis is the source of this 231-nucleotide messenger RNA. NCBI's taxonomy places the organism in Eukaryota, Metazoa, Nematoda, Chromadorea, Rhabditida, Rhabditidae. The record is from the annotation of a GenBank genome assembly.